Molecule: messenger RNA, 1609 nt
Organism: Lethenteron reissneri (Far Eastern brook lamprey)
Lineage: Eukaryota; Metazoa; Chordata; Hyperoartia; Petromyzontiformes; Petromyzontidae
Gene: USE1
Product: unconventional SNARE in the ER 1
Biological process (GO): retrograde vesicle-mediated transport, Golgi to endoplasmic reticulum
Cellular component (GO): endoplasmic reticulum; SNARE complex
Molecular function (GO): SNAP receptor activity
Source: RefSeq, a predicted model, not a curated record
UUUACGGUAAGCGCCGGCCAAACUCGCCGCUGGCCCGUGUCGCGAUGUCGGGCGGUCGCCUGCAAAUCAAUUUCGUGCGACUUCUCGCAAGGUGCGAGUCGCUGGUCGCGGACAACAGAGGUCACGACUGGCGCCUCGACAAGUACAUUGGAGCGUUACAAGAUCAACUAGCCGAAUUGAAAAGGCAAGCGAGCAAACCAUCUCCAGAAUUGCUGAAGGAAUACACCACCAAAGUGGAGUUCCUAAAAGGACUUUUGCUGGCAGAAAAGCUGCCAACAGCAUCUGAGAAGGCUUUGGCAGCACAGUUGCUGGCUCCAGGACGUACGCCCACCACACCCAGUGAGGUUACACCGACUAGCAAGACUGCGCAUCUGCAGGCCAGCGCUCGCUAUCAUGGGGAGAUGCGUGACGAACUGCUGGGAUCCACCACCAACGAGUUUGGAAAUGGAGUAAGGAAACGAACUGCAGGAAGUGUGACGGAUAAUCAGCCGGCAGAUAUCGACGCGGUUUUGCAGCAUCACAACAACAUGCAAGAGAAGCUCGCAGAUGAGAUGCUGCUUCUUGCACGCAACCUCAAGAACACGUCACUUAUUGCCCACAACAUCAUCCAGCAAGACAACAAGACAAUGACGCAGUCGCUCAAGAUGGCGGACGUCAACUACGAGAAGCUGAAGGUGGAGUCAGAGCGUCUGGAGCAGCACACGAAGCGUGCUGCCAACUGGUGGAUAUGGAUCAUGCUGGUGGUCGUCUGCUUCAUCUUCAUCACGAUGAUCCUCUUCAUACGAAUCUUCCCCAAGCCCAGAUAACGCGGCCAAAAGAGCCUCGUGGAAGGCCGCUCGCCAGAGUACCACCGCAGCCUGCGCCCGAAACAUUCUGUUGCAAGUCGGCCCAGCACAGGACCCGUUAGGUUACGCUUGCUACAACAGCAGUGAGCCAUGAAAACAUUGACUUGCCCCUCCCCCCCCAAGUUAAAUAGGAAUCUUAAAUAAUAGUUAAUUGAACCUAUAUUGAUUUUAAGCUUUCGUGACUGCAGGAAUCCAUACUCUUUGGUUCUUUCGGUAAAGUCACGUAGGCAUAAAAUAAAUUGAACCUCUUUCUGUUUCAAAGUCAGUGAUUUUCUACUCCAAUACGCAUCGAGGUAUUGUGUAUCUCUCGUCUACAGCUCUGAGCCAGUGGUGAAAAUUCUGCUUUCCUAAGGGGGGGGCUAGUCCCGUGUUCUUCAUUGCAAGGCCCGCAGGCCACUGGCGGCCCCUGGUGGCCUUUAGUGCGACCCCUGACGUGUGCCCCACCCUCCAGCAAUACACAACACGUGGCACAACACGUGGCACAACACGUGACACAACACGUGACACAACACGUGACACAACACGUGGCACAACACGUGGCACAACACGUGGCACAACACGUGACGCAACACCCUUUGCAGACGGUGUGGUGGCCCUCACACUCAUGCAGCCUUAUUGGCGAAAGUGUGCCCCUGCCCCCCCCCUCUGAAAAUUAGUGAAGAACACUGGGCUCGUCGUUCCAUAGGGACUACCCACUGUUGACUUCCUCACAAAGUGGUACUAAUUUUAUUGACCCCAAUGGGAUGAUGGGUCAAGUCUCUCCA